Cyprinodon tularosa is the source of this 4420-nucleotide messenger RNA. Its product is annotated as guanylyl cyclase-activating protein 2-like. Bases 390 to 962 code for a protein of 190 amino acids. The record is from RefSeq and is a predicted model, not a curated record. Lineage: Eukaryota; Metazoa; Chordata; Actinopteri; Cyprinodontiformes; Cyprinodontidae. Gene Ontology annotation, cellular component: cone photoreceptor outer segment; photoreceptor inner segment. Gene Ontology annotation, molecular function: calcium sensitive guanylate cyclase activator activity; calcium ion binding. The transcript is spliced from 4 exons. Gene Ontology annotation, biological process: visual perception.
CUUACGCUUUGACGGAUUCAGACUUUUAAUCUCUCUGGUGUGCAGGAGGAAAAUCUGUUCCUCCCGGCAGUCAAACAGUCUGCAGAUUAGCUUUCCAACACCAGCAAAAGUAGAUUUAGAGAAAUAAAUGUAAUUUGUUUUAUGGCGGUGUAGCUCUAGUUUUAGAAAUACAGUGGUCUUCCUGCAGACCUUCUUUAUAGGUGGGGAUUUGAUUGGGAUACAUGAGGACUCAAUAGGAUUUGUUUACCAGGUGCUCCAGAAAUAGCUCCCAGGGACCACUCUUCUGGAAAAGGUCAGUUGAAACCAUGAGCUCCUGAUGGCACUGUCAGGAUGUACCGACUCAAAAACCCAUCAUCUGAGGGGAUUUCUGCACCUUCCUGUUUGAAAUUAUGGGUCAGGUCCAGGCCACCUCAGAAAAAGAAGUGACUCUUCAGCACAUUCAGGAACUGUACCGAAAAUUUACCAGUGAAUGUCCAAGUGGAAACCUGCACCUGCAUGAAUUCAAGAAAAUCUUUGGGGUCAACAGCAAAUCACCAGAGGAGGAGCUGGCUUUCAUUGAACUUGUCUUUAAAUCCUUUGAUACUAAUAAGGAUGGUAAAUUGGACUUCAUGGAGUAUGUGGCAGCUGUGAACCUCGUUCUUCGUGGAAAACUCAUCGACAAACUGAAGUGGUCUUUUAAAGUGUAUGACAAUGAUGGGAAUGGCUCUCUGACCAAUCAGGAAGUGAGACGUGUUGUCAAAAUCAUCACCAAGAUUAAAAGACGCAAUGAGCAGAAUGUGGAAGUUGAUGUUGAUGACAUCUGUGACAGGAUAUUUCAACUGGUGGACAAGAACAAAGACUGUCAGAUAUCUUUGGAGGAGUUUAUUGAGGGAGCAGAGAAGGAUCCGUGGCUCAUGGAGCAGCUUAGACUGGACAUUGCACCUUCAGACUGGUUCAUUCAACACCAGGAGAAAAAGUCCUGAGUCCUGGGAUGACACUGUGGGAAUAUUCAGCCUUAUUGUUCAAGAAGAACCUUUGACUUCUUCUGUAAGGAGAUCCUUUUUUUUCAACAAAAACACUGGAUUAAACUACAGUCAGCCUUAAUUUUUAAUUUCUUAUUUUCUGGACGGAUUUUUUUGCCCAUUUAUCUUCAAUGUAAAUAAUGGAGUUGUUUGAAAGUCUAUUAGGUAAAAAUUUCCUAAUAUUAUCCUUAGUUUAAGCUUCUCUUAGGGUAAUAUUUCAACCAAUGAAUUCUGUAUCAAAUAGGACUAUGAAUGAAGACAAACCAGAGACUCUGAAGGUCCUCCAGUUUCAUUGCUGGUCACCUUUUUGCUUUGCUUUAUUUGCCUUUUUAAUUCUAAAUACAACUCUCCCCAUACUUGCUGGUAAAGUUGUUUUAAAAAGCCUUAAAAUAAAUGUUUCCUUGAUAAAUAGAACUGUACUUAGUAUAAUCUCUCUACAAUAUGGGGUCCUCUAUUCAGCUCCAACAGGUUUUCUACACAGUUUAGUGAAGUAGAUUCAGGAAGAUUGAUUGACCAAAUUGGCAAAUUUCAUAUUUUUAUGAUGGUAGGACAGAAAAUGCAUUUUGUUGCCAGACAACCUGUUACCAUGUAGAUGUUUUUAAUGGCUGCCUAAAACAUGGCUCCCUUGGCUGCAGAUGUUUGUGUCUUCCCCACCCACUUCAUAUUAAUGUUUGGUGGAACUUUGGUUCUGCCCCAGCCUGGUAAAACACAGAUUCAGUUGGUUCAGAUCUGUUUUUGUUAGUUUGACUGACAGAAGUUUUAUAAAGGUUUGACACACUUUUUCAUCCACUCACUGAGUUGUGAAGUUUAUAACCAAUCUGCCUUAAUUUGACAUAUGUUCUCAGAAACAUGAUUCAGUGUCACGUCAUAUUCAAACCCAUAGAAUAAAAAAGCAGAAAAGUUUCUGGGUUUUCAGAGAGACGCAUCCAAAAAUUCUUCAGUUUCAUUUGUUUUAAAGGAGUUGGUAGUUCCUCCAUCCAUCCAUCCAUCCAUCCAUCCAUCCAUCCAUCCAUCCAUCCAUCCAUCCAUCCAUCCAUCCAUCCAUCCUUGUACCCCUUCACUCUUCCAAGAUAACACACCUAUGUUAAGGCCUGCUAUCCUUACAGGGACUUUGCAUUGACUUACAUUGAAUUUUGCAUUUGCAUUUGCACUCACUCCUAACCCAGACUAUCCUAUCGCCAAACAUUACCAACACAUACCUAACCUUAAAACUAACCAAAAAUUUAUUCAUAGCUUAUCCUGAUCAUAAUUCUAAACCCAAGAAAAGAACCUGUCCUCAUUGGGGACCAGUCAACUGGUCGAUCGCUCGAUUGCUGAGGUUAAGUCCCUACAAAGUAGCAUAUUCCUGGAAUAUUGUCCUCAUAAGGUAACAAAUACUUGGUCACACCACAUACUGAAGAGCAAUCUAGAGAAGGAAUUUGAUGUUUUUGGACUGAGGUAGGAAGGCAGGAUACCCAAUGAAAUGCCCAUGUAUGCAGAGGGAGAACAAACAGACCAUCUUCUGCUAACUGUGCCACUGUGAAACCCCCUCCCUUAUCUUAGUUGUGGUAUUCUCUACUGUUCAAACCACUUAUUUCUUUAUUUUCUAUGAAAAAAGAAACAAUUAUUUUAAGGCUUUUUACAUUUACUUCUUAAAUGUGAUACUGGUUGUGGUACCAGAGUGUAAGUGAGUCUCAAAGAAGCUGUUGACUCAUUCCUGCUAAGCUGUAAACUUACAAUAUGUAUUUAGUUUAAUAUUUUUUCCUGGUUUAACCUUCAAAGAUGACAAAUUUAGUUAAACAUUCAUGUCCUAUCAGAAAACCCUCCAAUCAGUCAAUCGGUAUGUUUGUUUAUCACUAUAUACAACAUUAAAAAGUUAAGAAAGAUGCUCAUAAAACAUGUCAGAAGAUGAUGGACAGAUAAAGAGUGGAUGAACACCAGAGUCCCACUGAGCAUUAGACGGUUAAUCCGAUCCAUAAUAGAACCUAAACUUGGGUAAAGCUUAUUCCACUCACCCCACUGUUUUCACCUUGACCUUGGUACUCAUGGUUCACCAUGAAGACCUCAGUGCCCUGUUGUUUAUACCGAGUGACUAGUGAGGUGGAGCAAAGUGCUUCAGUGUAGUAAGAACAAAGAUGGAUGUAAGGAUUGACUGGAAAGCCAAUGAAGCAUCAGAGAACUUGGGUAAAUGCUGUUGCUCCGGAUGUUUUGGUUAAAGGAAGUGAGCUCUGGCACAUUCUGACAAAGGAAAUAAUCUAAAUUAUUGAUGGGAUGAAAGCAUGAAUGGCAUUCUUCCAGCAACGAAGAAAAGGUAUAACUCUGGUCUGGAGACAAAGCUUUGUCAACAGUAUCAGUCACAUUUUUCAGCUUUUCAGUUCUGGGUAAAAAGCCAAAAUGUGACAUCAAACAGACAGACUACUGCGGAAAAAAUAAGAUACACCAAUCUUCUCACUAAUCAGCUGCAAAAAAAAAAUAGCCAUAGCUUUACCUGAUUUUCUACAGUUCAGCAGACAGCUUGAGGACCUGCUGUUACCUUCUGGCGCCAUGCAGCCACCAGCUGAUUCAGCAGGAUGGUGGUUCAAAUGGUUCAGAAAACUCCCCAAAUGAAUCCAUUUGUGUCGAGUUCCCCCUCUGAGGGUUGUGGAUGUGGGUUUUCACAGAUCUAUAAAUAGACCCGUGAGGAAUUAUUCUAAAAGCUGCAUGUUUGUGCAUUUUUACAUCAGUAUAGCAUCACAGCUUAAAACGUAAAGGCAACUCCGCUACAUCAGAAAGACUGCUGGGUUUUUUUCUACUCUGCAUUUUGUCAACAAACCAUGAUGAUUGUGAACCACAUGUUUAGCAACAUGUUAUUAAAGUUGGUAUAACCCUGGAUUAAGCCAACGGGUCAGAAGUAUGUUAGAAAGGUUAAAUGCCAUUAACUGAAAACUAAAGCCAGAGGUGAUUUCACUCUAUACUCAGGGAUCAGUAGUUUAUACCUCCACUUGCUGUCUUUGUGCCAGAAAAUAGUUUCUAAAACCUUUUUUUCUUGGCUUUUAAAGGUGUUUACGGUAGCAGCUAUUCAAAAUUUCCCCAUUUUCCUUGAUGGGCCCUUGGCUGGUCCCCUACACUUCCUUUUUAAACGUAAUUUUUUGUACUAAAAUAUUCUUUCAGCCAUGAUUUGUGGACAUUAAGAACUAAAGAGAAGUGAAAGGAGGGAGUCGGAGUAAAAAAUAAGCAAGACCAUAAGAAGGCCAGUGGCUGGAAGUUGUAGGGGAUUUUGCUGCCAUUGGGCCGGCUUUUGACUGGACAGGGUUAUUUUGAAUGGUUGCUACUGUAUGUUCUUGCUCCUUUAUAGCUCUCUGAUCUACUUAUUUCUCAAAGGCCUCUUCAGGUGACUGGCUUUUGUUGGUGGAACAAAUACGAUCAGAUAUUUCAGUCAAAAUGAUGGAACAAAUUGUUAU